This is a messenger RNA of Peromyscus leucopus (white-footed mouse), 1396 nucleotides long. RefSeq names its product 3-beta-hydroxysteroid sulfotransferase-like. Gene Ontology annotation, cellular component: cytoplasm. NCBI's taxonomy places the organism in Eukaryota, Metazoa, Chordata, Mammalia, Rodentia, Cricetidae. Gene Ontology annotation, biological process: sulfation. Gene Ontology annotation, molecular function: sulfotransferase activity. The record is from RefSeq and is a predicted model, not a curated record. The coding region runs from base 311 to 1180 and encodes 289 amino acids. The transcript is spliced from 8 exons.
CUGCCAGCUGCCACCAUGACCAGCAGCAUGGGAAGACGCCGAGUAUAAAGUGGAAAUGCAAACUGGACUUGGGACCAAAACCUUUCAGGAAUUAUCUCAGCUUCAGUCCAGCAGUGACACUCUUCUGUUCCACUCUCAUUGCUGUUGGGGUGCUUGCUUAUUCCAGAAAGAUCACUGCAACACUGCUUGAAAACUCUGAAAGGUGGGCUCUUAGCAACCUCCUCGGGAGCAUUUACGAGCCACUUCCAUUCAACAAUUGAGCGAGCCAGGCCACUUGGGCAGCCUCACUGAAGCCCACAACUGUGUCAAGAUGACUGACAAUAUCUUCUUGUUUGAGGGGAUCCGGAUGGUGUCUGACUUCCUUAGUGUGGAGUCUCUGUCUUUUGCUCAGAACUUUUUGGUGAAAGAUGAUGAUGUCAUCAUAGUGAGCUACCCUAGAUCAGGAACACACUGGAUGAUUGAAAUGGUCAGUCUGAUUAUCUCCAAAGGGGACCCUACUUGGGUCCAAACUGUCAAAAAUUUUGCCAGGUCUCCAGGGCUUGAGUCUAAAGAUGAGCAGAAACUAUUGCUAGACCAGGCUGGACCACGUCUCAUGAGUACACAUCUUCCCAUACAACUGUUUCCCAAGUCUUACUUCACAUCCAGUGCUAAGGUUAUCUAUGUCAUCAGGAAUCCAAGAGAUGUUGCUACAUCUCGCUAUCAUUUAAGAAAACAUUUUCACCUUUUGAAGAAUCAACAGACUUUUGAUGAAUAUCUUCGUGCAUUUAUCCAAGGUGAUGUGAUUUUUGGAUCCUGGUUUGAUCACACACUUGGAUGGUUAACCAGGAGAGACACAGAGAACUUUCUACUAAUGUCCUAUGAGGAGCUACAGAGGGACCUCAGAGGCAGCACGCAAAAAUUGUGUCAAUUUCUGGGCAAACAUCUGACUCCAGAACAGCUUGAUUCUGCUGCCCGAAACUUGUCCUUUUCAGUCAUGAAAGAGAAUAGCAUGUCCAACAGCCUAAUGCUAAGAAAUCCCAAAGAUGGCACUGUCUCCAAUAUACCAUUGCUGAGAAAGGGCAUCUGUGGUGACUGGAAGAAUCUCUUCACUGUGGCUCAAAGUGAAGCCUUUGACAGAGUCUAUCAGGAGAAGAUGUCGAUGCUGGAUCCUGGUCUCUUCCCCUGGUCGACACGAUGUUGAUCAAUGCCCCCAUCCACCUAACCCCUCGCCACUCUGCACACCCUCAUCCCGGAUAGGGUUUCUUAGUGUAGUCCUGCUGUGCUGGACCUAGCUCUGUAGACAGGCUGACCUCGAACUCAGAGAUCUGCCUGCCUCUGCCUCCUGAGUGCUGGGAUUAAAGGUAUGCACCACCAAUGUCUGGCUGUCUGGUUAAAAGACUCUAAACAUUUUAAGGAC